CUUUAAUUGUUGUUUCUUUCGUAAUUUCGUUAAUGUUGCCAUUUUUUUUCUCUGGUCUUUGGGAAGUGGGGGGUUUUGUUAGGUUCUCUGUUGAAUCGUCCAUCGAGUUCGGUUCCGAUUGUUGGUGUUUGAAUCUUCAGCCGCUCUUGCGCCGGGCCCUGUAAUGGUGCCUCUGAAUUUCGUAAUUUCGGCUAAACUCGAGCUGCCUGAACUCGUGGUUAUUCGGGAAGCUUGGGUUUUAGGGAGGGAAUCUCAUUAUCGCCUUCCAAUUCUCGGAAUUGGGAAGUGGAACUGAUCCGUUUGAUGCAAUUUCACUCUUCUGGGUACUGAAACAUUCAGAUUGGAGCAUGCAAAGGAGCCUCUCUUUUCGAUAAUUUUCCUUUACAUAGAUAUGGCCUCAUCAAGCAGAUGAUGAAUAUAUGCUUAGUGAAGAACAUCCUGGAGUCUGUUCUUUCAGAUGAUUGGUAGUAUAUAUAUUAUGAUUGCAGUGCCAUCAUGGGCAUCUGUCUGAUGAAAUGCUACUCCCCAUGGUUUCUUUUGAUCUCAAUGCUUUGCUCCCUAACAAAUGAAAUUCACGCCAUUAGUCCCGAUGGUGAGGUGCUUCUGAGCUUCAGAAAUGCAAUUACUAGCUCUGAUGGUGUCAUUCGUCAGUGGAGACCAGAGGAUCCCGAUCCAUGUAAAUGGAAGGGAGUGACAUGUGAUGGGAAAUCCAAAAGAGUUACAGCUUUGAGUCUUACAUAUCAUAAACUAAGUGGACCUUUAUCUCCUGAUCUCGGAAAACUUGACCAGUUGAAGCUUUUAAUGCUUCACAACAAUAAUUUUUAUGGGUUAAUACCUACAGAAUUGGGAAAUUGCACAGCAUUGCAGGGAAUAUACUUGCAGGGCAAUUACUUGAGUGGAUCGAUCCCAAGUGAACUGGGAAACCUGUCUGAGCUUCAAAAUCUGGACAUCUCGAGCAACUCUCUCGGAGGAGCAAUACCUGUCUCGCUUGGGCAUUUGGAAAAGCUUACAAACUUCAAUGUCUCAAACAAUUUUCUGGUGGGGCAGAUACCAUCUGAUGGAGUGUACGUUAAAUUUUCAAAGGACUCCUUCAUUGGAAACCUUAAAUUGUGUGGAAAGCAAAUAGAUGUUGAGUGCAAAGAUGACAAUGGAAACCCUUCUGGAGAUUCCCAUUCUACAACAGGUCAAAACCAAGGAGGGAAGAAGAACUCGGGCAGGCUCCUCAUCAGCACCUCAGCAACUGUCGGUGCAUUGCUCCUAGUGGCACUUAUGUGUUUCUGGGGAUGCUUUCUUUAUAAAAAGCUCGGUAAAGUUGAGAGCAAAAGCCUUGCCAUGGAUGUUGGUGGAGGUGCAUCUAUUGUGAUGUUCCAUGGAGAUUUGCCCUACUCUUCAAAGGACAUUAUUAAGAAACUGGAAAUGUUGAACGAAGAGCACAUAAUUGGCAUUGGAGGAUUUGGAACAGUGUACAAGCUCGCCAUGGAUGAUGGCAAUGUAUUUGCAUUGAAAAGAAUCGUAAAGCUGAACGAAGGGUUUGAUCGGUUUUUCGAGAGGGAGCUCGAAAUUCUCGGGAGCAUCAAGCAUCGUUACCUCGUGAAUCUACGUGGAUAUUGCAAUUCCCCGACAUCAAAGCUAUUGUUAUAUGAUUAUCUGCCUGGCGGUACCCUUGAUGAAGCUCUUCAUGAAAGAGGAGAGCAACUGGACUGGGAUUCACGCGUAAAUAUAAUCGUAGGAGCAGCAAAAGGGUUAGCGUAUUUACAUCACGAUUGUUCUCCGAGGAUUAUACAUCGUGAUAUUAAGUCGAGCAAUAUUUUGCUCGACGGAAAUCUCGAGGCUCGGGUUUCCGAUUUUGGACUCGCCAAGUUGUUAGAGGACGAGGAAUCUCAUAUUACAACCAUUGUAGCAGGAACUUUCGGAUACUUGGCUCCAGAGUAUAUGCAGAGUGGAAGAGCGACUGAGAAGACCGAUGUGUACAGUUUCGGGGUUUUGGUUCUUGAAGUAUUGAGUGCAAAACGUCCCACCGAUGCCUCGUUCAUUGAGAAAGGCCUCAACGUUGUCGGAUGGCUGCAUUUCUUGAUCAGCGAAAACCGAGCUCAGGAAAUUAUUGAUACGAACUGUGAAGGGGUGGAGAUGGAUAGCCUCAAUGCUCUUGUAUCAAUCGCGACGAAGUGCGUAUCGUCCAGCCCGGAAGAGCGGCCCACGAUGCAUCGGGUUGUCCAGUUGCUCGAAUCCGAGGUCAUGACCCCUUGCCCCAGCGAUUUCUACGAUUCCAACUCCGAUUGAUCGUAUAAAUUGCCAUUUUAGAACCCCGAAAGAGGGGUUUUUUCCGUUUUCGGGGAAAUUCUCGAUUCUGAUUUGGCUCUUCAAGGAUUUUUCGGGAGGGUGAUGAUGAUGAUGCCUCAAGAGCUGUACCAUUUCCCAGCGAUGGAGUGAAGUCGUAGAUGCCAAUUUCUUCUUCCCCGAGUUUUCAAGCCAUUCAUUUCGGGCUCUUUCUUCUUUUUCUUUUUUUUUUGUUUUUCUGUGUUGAAUUGGCUCUGAAAUUGGCAAAAGUCUUCAUUUUGAAUAUUAUGAUAUUAAAUGUAUAUGACGUUUCUUUGUAGAAAAAUUUGCUCUCCCUCCCUCCUGUAUAUCUUCUGAUCUGAAUAAUCCAUUGUUCCUUUGUCUCU
This is a messenger RNA of Tarenaya hassleriana, 2663 nucleotides long. RefSeq names its product LRR receptor-like serine/threonine-protein kinase FEI 1. The record is from RefSeq and is a predicted model, not a curated record. The transcript has 15 exons. Gene Ontology annotation, molecular function: protein kinase activity; protein binding; ATP binding. Bases 496 to 2280 code for a protein of 594 amino acids. Gene Ontology annotation, biological process: protein phosphorylation. Lineage: Eukaryota; Viridiplantae; Streptophyta; Magnoliopsida; Brassicales; Cleomaceae.